Molecule: messenger RNA, 1949 nt
Organism: Acanthopagrus latus (yellowfin seabream)
Lineage: Eukaryota; Metazoa; Chordata; Actinopteri; Spariformes; Sparidae
Gene: slc48a1a
Product: solute carrier family 48 member 1a
Exons: 3
Coding region: 317-751 (144 amino acids)
Biological process (GO): heme transport
Cellular component (GO): plasma membrane; lysosomal membrane
Molecular function (GO): heme binding; heme transmembrane transporter activity
Source: RefSeq, a predicted model, not a curated record
AGUCGGUAUUUCGUAGCUGCCAGUUAGCUUGAAAUCUCGGAGUUUGUGUGUCGUUUUAGGCACCAACACCGGCCGAUAUUCAUCUAUUUCUCAGGCUAACAGUUCCCACAGGUCGUCCAGACUGAAGGAGGGUGGGGGGGGGAUUCAUCUUGACGUUUUCCAGACGUUAGUAUCGCGGAUAUUAGUUACAUAAUGUGGCGGUAAGCUGCUGCUAGCUUAACUCCAGCCUGUUUUUACCUGUUAUCUCGUUCGUCUGUGACAAACAUUUGGUCGGCAGGAGUUGUUGUUGUUGUUGUUGUUUUUUUUUAAAUCAGCGAUGGGAAACAACCGAGUCUACAUUAGCAUAGGGUAUGCUACCUUUGGCACCCUGGUUGGACUGUCGGCUUUCCUCGUCUGGAAUAUUGCAUACAAACAGCCAUGGACGGCGGCCAUGGGAGGCCUGUCAGGAGUGUUGGCGCUCUGGGCUCUUGUCACACACAUCAUGUACCUGCAGGACUUCUGGCGCACCUGGCUCAAAGGCCUCAAGUUCUUCAUCUCGGUCGGCGUGUUCUUCUCGGUGUUGGCCGUCGUCGCCUUCAUCACCUUCCUGACUCUCGCCAUCACACAGAAGCAGUCUCCCACUGACCCGAGGAGCCUCUACCUCUCCUGUGUGUGGAGCUUCCUGACUCUCAAAUGGUCUUUUCUUCUGGCCUUAUACUCGUACAGAUACCGCCAGGAGUUCGCCGACAUCAGCAUCCUCAGCGACUUCUAAGUCAGUCUGCGUUUUCAAAGACUGCCGUGGACUUUGAGGGGUUUUAGGCUGCCAGCCGGAGCUGGUCAAAGAGCGUUUGUAACAAAGAGAAGGAAAAAGCAGACAUGGCGAGAUUAAAAAGUCAUCUGACUUUUUAACCACAUGGAGUUGCACUUGUUGCACUUGUUUAACAAGCUCUGUAUUUGUAUUGUAACCUGCUCUCCUACUUUUAAACCCACACAUUAUACUCCUCUGUAAGUAGUCAUAAGUCUAAACCUCUGAGGACUGGAACUGCUUCUGAAUGAAUUGAUCUGGGCUAUUUAUUAAGAGACGCACGCAGGUGGUUUUACAUACGGAUUUGAAUCAUGGGAGUGUUUUAAUCUUAAAACAACUAACAAGGGAGAAGGAAACCCCCGACAUAACAGGCUUUUAAGUUGUUUAAAAUGAAAGUGAAAAUACUCCCUAAACCUGCCAAACCUAAAACGCCGAGGUCGCUCUGCUCAUGUGAGGCUGACGGUGUUUGUCGGAGCGCUUGAAUGUUUGUACCAAUGAGCUUUUCCAUAGUUGCAUCUCUGAACAGUUGCUUUCUUAGUGUCCACUCAGUCAAACCCUUAGUUCCCUUCAGUGUCAGUGAAUGAAUUAGAGAAAUAUUUUUAUUAAUUAUUAUUAUUACUAUUAUUAUUACUUUUAAAUUCACACGCUUUAGUCCUUUUUUUUCUUUUUCACAAGAACUAAAGAAAAGGCAUUCCUGUGGAUUUUGUGCUUUUCAUCUUGUGUCCACCAGGGGGCGACUUGCUUUUUUUUUUUGUUUUGUUUUUUUCCUGUCAAGAGUCCAUUUGAAAAAAUUCUGACAUUCCUGUUAAGUGAGAACAACAAAUGGAUUUAAUAAAUAAUUGCACUUUAGUCUUCGAUAUUGAUGCCAUUGUUUUGCACACAGAUCCUGAUACAAUGGGGGGGGGAAACAAGAAAACAAAAUCACGUUUUACACAUUGUCAUCUCUGUCUCACCCUUUUUAAUGUUGAAAUACACUAUUUAUAUGUAUCACUUCUUUUACAGGUAGUAUGAUUUGUGUAAGUCGGGUUUAAACUAGGCUGUUUGCUUGUGUGUACCUUUUUAUCAUGAAACUUCACAUGUAUUUUCUGUCGAGGAGAGAAUGAAUAUGAGGAUGCUACAUGUAUAUAGAAACUGAACCCAUUAAAGUUACAUUUAUUGUUAAUUA